AUGGAUGAUUACCUCUGUGAAGUAUACCCAAACCCAAACAUGGACAACCCUGAAGAAAAUUCACUUUCACUCUGCCCCAACGAUGAUCAGUACUUCAAUAUAGAGGCUGUGAUCACAAAUACGCACGUUUUCAGUAUCAGGCAAUUACGCACUCACUCAGACACUUAUUAUCACAGUUUUCCCAACAUCUCAAAGGAUAACAUGAAUAAAGAAACCAUUGAGUGUUUUCUUUCUUGCAUUGAGACGUUGCCAAAGGAUGCACUCAAGUUUGUGGGGGCGAAUAUCUUGGAAUGUGCUCAUGACAUGGCCACUAGCAGGACCAAUAAAAAUAGAAAGGUCUUGUCCAUGAUUGUGGAUGUGGUUAUCACCACGGGCAAUGAAGAUGAAACUGAUGAUGAAGAUGAUAAUGAUAAUGAUUAUGAUGAUGGUGGUUUUGAAGAGGACGAGGAAGAAGAUUGUGGGUUGGUGCCUGCAGCAGUGUCAUCCAUUGAGGGGUUGGAGACUCUGAGUGGUGAAGAAGAAGGGUUCUUGAAGGGGAAGUGUGCGAUCUGUUUUGAGGAUUUUCAUGUUGGUGUUCGUAUGCCUUGUUUGCACAUGUUUCAUAAGGAUUGUAUCACUAGUUGGUUGCAGAAGGCCAAUUCUUGCCCUCUUUGUCGGUUUCAGAUGCCUACUGAUGAAGAAAUUAAAUGA
Messenger RNA from Lotus japonicus, 690 nucleotides. RefSeq names its product RING-H2 finger protein ATL32-like. Gene Ontology annotation, molecular function: ubiquitin protein ligase activity. Gene Ontology annotation, biological process: protein ubiquitination. NCBI's taxonomy places the organism in Eukaryota, Viridiplantae, Streptophyta, Magnoliopsida, Fabales, Fabaceae. The coding region runs from base 1 to 690 and encodes 229 amino acids. The record is from RefSeq and is a predicted model, not a curated record. Gene Ontology annotation, cellular component: cytoplasm. The transcript has a single exon.